This is a messenger RNA of Pocillopora damicornis (cauliflower coral), 1892 nucleotides long. Its product is annotated as adrenocorticotropic hormone receptor-like. Gene Ontology annotation, cellular component: membrane. Gene Ontology annotation, biological process: G protein-coupled receptor signaling pathway. Gene Ontology annotation, molecular function: G protein-coupled receptor activity. Lineage: Eukaryota; Metazoa; Cnidaria; Anthozoa; Scleractinia; Pocilloporidae. The record is from RefSeq and is a predicted model, not a curated record.
ACUUUCUCGUUCUCUUUUUAAAAAAUCAGCCGGUGUAUUGUACGAAACCUUGUAACAUCGAAAUCGCCCAUCUAAAUAGGUCACGUUCAGUUAGCAGUUCUACAUACGAAAAUGAACUCUUCUUGUUCCAACUUUGAUAUCAACUUUGACACCGAAGCCUUGUAUACCACAAACAUCGUUACAGCGGUUGUAAAUUCUGUGUUUUCCCUUACGGCUGUAAUUGGAAAUCUUCUCAUCAUUAUGGCAUAUCAAAGAACACCUUCUCUUCACUGUCCAGCCAAUACGCUCCUCUGUUGUUUAGCCUUAGCUGAUUUUACCGUAGGACUUUUUGCGCAGCCAAGUUUCAUCGCCCAUAAAAUAGGUGAGAUUCAACGUAAUUUCGACAUAUAUUGUGCCACUAGGAUUAUUACAGAGACUUCAGGGUAUAUCGCUAGUGGUGUAUCAAUUCUGACACUAACAGCAAUAAGCAUCGAACGCUACUUCGCGGUGUAUUUUCACCUCCGAUACAACGAAAUUGUGACCAAUUUCCGAACCUUAGUGACAGUGGUCUUCCUGUGGUCCACAAUGACUCUCGUAGCGGGUGCAAGAUUUUUAAUGAAAGACGGGAAGAAGUUCAACACGAUAACAAUUCCUAUUUUGUUUUCAAGUUUAAUCAUUACAAUCUGGUCGUACUCCAGGAUUUACACGCAAGUCAAACGACAUCAUCGAUGUAUCCAAGAUCAGGAAAAAUCCGUGAGAAUCAUCGGAAUCGCGAGAUGUAGAAAGUCUAUAGUUACCAUGAUUUACAUCCUUGGAUUAUUCAUUCUUUCGAAUGCGCCUAUGAUCGCUGUUGUUAUUACUCACAAAGUUACUGGUUAUACAAGACCUGUAAAAGAGGCUUAUAUCUAUGUCUCUACCAUUGUUUUUGUGUGUAGCUCCAUAAAUCCGAUGAUUUAUUGUUGGAGAAUUCCUGAGAUUCGACGAGCAGUUCUUAAGAUCAUAAAAAUCGUAUUUUGCCUGCAAGCUCAAACUGGAAGCAUGAUGAAUAACCCUGCCUUGCCUGUUAGAGUGAAAGAAUUUCAAUAUUGGUCAAGAUCUAAAGUAGUAUCGCUCAUUUAGGGACUGGUCAUAAUUUUUCGAUUUAUCGUCGGGGAGGGGGGGGGGGGUUUGGAGGAUUUUGCUUGUCUCGCGAUAAAUUUUACCUGAUGCCCCUUAAGGAUCUGUACUUUUACGAUCGUCCCCCUCCCCCCUCAUUAGCGGUUCAUUGGCAGUAAAUUUUGUAUAGUUCUCUCUGUUGGCGACGACUGAUCGAUAUCAUCCCUCCACCCCUUGAAAAACAUGUGAUCCCCUCAAAUCCUCCACCUCCAUCCCCAGGGCGAUUAAUAAUUACUGGUUCUUCAUCUAUGUAUGCGUAAUGCAUCUUCUGAUAUUAAUAAUGACUUAUCCAUCCACAAGAAAUAUGGUUUGACAUACGUCUUGUUUUAGAAAAGGACGGCUUCCUUGCCAAGAAUUUGAAGACAAUGAUCGAAGGAGAAGUAAGCUCAAUAACGAUAUAUUUCAAUCUCUCAGAACUUUGAUUCAAACGAAACACCUAACCUCUUGUUUUGUCAUCAAACGCACUUUAGAAUUGAGACAUUGAACGCCGCCACUUUGAAUCCUGCUUAGCGACCUAGCUCCUAUUAUGACGUAACAUUACUUUCUUCCUACAUGUAUUUCUCAACGAUCCGGUUGAUCAAUUAUUGUUUUUACACAAAUAUAUUUUUACUCACCGGAAACGAUGGUUUUUAGUGAAAACUAGUGGUGAAAGAACUAUCACAAAUUCUAAGCAAGGUCAAAAACUAACAAUGCUGACAGCCAAUUCAUUCAUGAAAGUAGAUCUCAAGAUCUCUUGCACCUUGUCGACUCUUGUCAAA